Hypoxylon trugodes is the source of this 1081-nucleotide messenger RNA. RefSeq lists its product as uncharacterized. The transcript has a single exon. Lineage: Eukaryota; Fungi; Ascomycota; Sordariomycetes; Xylariales; Hypoxylaceae. The record is from RefSeq and is a predicted model, not a curated record. Bases 90 to 728 code for a protein of 212 amino acids.
AGAUGAAUGAGGCGAAUGCGAAAAGUUUCAUCAACGAAGUCGGCAAGAUUCAGCGCGAACUCCAGUCGGUCUAGAAACCCCAAUCUGGAAUGCCCGCUGCUGAAAGCAAGAAAGUUGCUCGCGACGACCUUGAAGAUUACGAGUUUUACGUUCAGGAUGAUGAAAAUGGCGACAUCGUCAGUGUCAAUGAUGAGAGGGACGCGUCUACCAAUGUUGAAGAGACUACGCCUAAGGUCUCUGCUGACGGACGUGACGCUACUGAAGAUGAUGAUACCGGAGAAAUUAAUAAUGAGAAGGAUAUUGCCGACGACGAAACUAUUGUGAACGACUGCGUUGAGGAUGAAGGUGUCAUCAACAAAAUCGUUAACAAGGAUAUCGUCAACAACGAAACUAUCGGCGAGGGCACUACUAAGGGCUUCGAUGCCGUGGGCCCUAGAUCUGAGCAAAGAGAAUCAUCGCUCAAUGAUUCUGGUUAUUUUUCGUCUGUAACAGUCUCCAAGGAUCAAACUUCAAAGGAUAUGGACAAGGAGAAGGCUUCUCGCGAGCCAAGCCCGGAUAGCGAUUCUUCGAGAUCUUCCCGCAAGCGUAGAGCUGAUGAGGUAGAAGGCGCAGAGAUGGAAGGCCCGAUGACACGAUCCAGGAAGAAGAGAUUAGAUGCGGCUCGCUCUGCUUCUAAUUCUUCCCCUCGUUCACCACGUUCCCCUACCCGUUCUCCUCGUCGAAAGUAGACAUGCCCUAAUAGAAGGUACACGUCUAAUGAGGUGUUUCAUUGAGUUACGAUUGUAUGGAAAAGGAGUUAUGGAAUGAAGCAUUUUCAAGGAUGGUCUUGGCACGGCAGUACGAAGGAAACUGCUCACUCAUAGAGCAUAGAUGGAAUAUGGUAGCUAGCAUGGCAUCCGUUGGAAGCAAUUUUAUGAUACCAUAAAAGGAUAGGAGAUUUUAAAUACCAAACAGCGCUUCAUUGCUUACACGAAACCUCAUGGAUUGUUUAUAACAUUGUAAGGCAUUAUCAUCGAGUCACUAACAAAAUGAUACAUCUUUUCUUUAAUAAUAUCCUAUAUUACUUAUAAUUAUAUUAAGA